GCAUGGGUUAAGCAUGGUUAAGCGGUUGCCCUGGGUUGGUGGGGGUGCUUGUUUCAUCUCGUGUCAUAUCGUUUCACAGGUCAAUGCCAAAGUUGUUGCGGCCUUUCAAGACGUAGAAUGCUUUUCAAAAGAAGCUACUAGUAACAAAGGACAUCGCUACUAGGAGCAAGGACGCUACUAGUUACUAGUAGCUCCUGGCAUCGCUACUAGUAACCAGAAGCAAGAUUGGCGUCAGUCUACGCGAAUGUUUACAAAUUACACUGAUCAGCCUCAUGCAAAGGAAUCGACGUGACAUGGAUGUACUACGGAAUGACGGUAUGGUAACAUUGCUUUAUUCCAUUCGUGAUGUUACAUGACACCCGGCUUUUGGGUUGUUGCCUUCAAGUUCUUUAAGGAGUUGUGAAUCUCAUUGCCGUAGAAUGUUAAGGCUGAUACAGCCGUUGUCGACGGGAUCUGCCCAUUUCGGCUCAGCACGGAUGUCAGACCCCGAAGAAAACGUGGUUCGUGGGCGACGCAAAGCCACGGCCUGUGCGAGCCGAUCGGUCAAACCCCUCUGCCAAGCGAGCACGCUUCUCCGCUUGGAAGUGCCUUCGGAAAUCCCCCAGACGAGGCCUCACAACCAGAAUUCGCCAUGAAGGUACAGAUUGCUGCAGAGGACGGCGGGUGCAAGAUUCAGCUGGUCCAAGGCAAGACCAUGUUUGUCUUGCCGUUUGCCAUUAAGAUAGAUCUGGAUGAUCUGUUGAACGCUUUUCUCGCCGACAAGUCCCUUCUCACCACCCGGCCGACGUCCAAACCAGCGACGGCCACCGUCAAACAGUCCGUUGACGCUGCCAAGGAUACUUCUUCCUUGUCCUCCCGACGGAGCGAGGAGACCACCAGCACAGCCAGCACGCGUCGCGUUGGAGUGGCUGAGAGUGAACAGAAGCCAAAGGCUUCCGCAAGCCUUCCUGCAACACAGACAGAAGCUCCCAAAAGCCUUGCAAGGCCCCGGCAAGAAAACGAGGACUUCAAGAAACAGCGAGCAGACCGCAAGGACAAAGAAGGUCCAGAAAAGAAAGACAUCUUUGUCCUUGACUCGCAGGAGAAGGAGCAAGGCUCAAAGGCCGGAGCUGAAGCCAAGACGGACGAUAAGACCGACAAGAAGCGCUCAGAGGCCUUCCGGGAAGGCACCGAACCCAUCCCAGGGCCUUCUCGGGAUGAGCCGACGCAUGCAAAGGAAGUUGGUCGGCACCGAGAAGGUGAAGGCCAACUUCCAGUGUCAACGAACACUGAUGGUCACAAACACAACGAGGAGCCUGAAGAAGAGGAUGCUUUUCGAUCAGACCAUAUUCCGCCUUCGAGAGUUGGUGCUCAUCCGCACAAGUGUCCUGUACAAUAACCGUACUAUAGCUUGCAGCGGACGGCUAGCAACAAGGGGAUGGGAAGAGAAA
This is a messenger RNA of Durusdinium trenchii, 1430 nucleotides long. NCBI's taxonomy places the organism in Eukaryota, Dinophyceae, Suessiales, Symbiodiniaceae. The record is from the annotation of a GenBank genome assembly.